AUGCAGGCUAAUAUCGAGGAUGAAGACAUCCUCUAUAAUCUAGCUUAUGAAUGUGAAGGCCUCUUCGCCCAGUUGCAAGAAACCUUCCAGACGACACAAUCCGAACACCCAACUAUCGAGUUAUGGGCCGAGUUUCAACAACGCUUUGCGAUAUGGGCAGCACAUAUCGGCGUUUUUGCUCGGAAGAGCCAAUGCUUGGAUACGAGACUCCGAAAUCAUCCAGAUCUUCUGGAUCUAGUUGCUCGGUUGUUGGAUAUUCUUCGCCGCAGCUUGCAACAGUGCACGAUCGAAACCUGUAACCAAGGAGAGAGAGAGGCGAUUCAAACGGCAACUCUGACAACAAUAGACGAUACCCUCACUCGACUGAAUCGCCUGGGGGUUACCAUUCGCCAAUCAGGCCGUGGCAAGUUCGAUAACAGAGCUAAGAAAUUCGCUGCAGGCCUUGAUCUAAGCUCAUUUACAUCUCUCUGUGCCAACGCCGUGCAAGUUUUAUAUCCUGGUGCCCACCAGUCUCUCAAAGCCUAUCUCAGCAAAUCAAUGACGGACAGAUAUGCAAAAAUGUUAUUUCUAGACUCUCGCCACAACAAGCUCAAGACCCGUCGAGAGCUUCGUAUCGGGCUGUCACCGAUUCACGAGGUACCCAAUGACGAAACACAAACCAGAACUGGCAUCACGAAGCUGGCAAUAACAAUAAAAAAUCCACUCAUACGUAUAUCAAGGCCUGUUGCAACUUCUCAGUCCGAUUUGUCUAGCGUCAAUAUGCACCGUAUUAGAAAUCGUCUCAGACCGCCCGAUGAAGCAUCGACGAGGUAUAACAAAACAUCGUCAAUCCAGGUAAAUCGGGGCAACUAUCCGCGACCGCCUGUCAAAAAUCAAGGUGGAAAUAUCGUCACCUGCCAGUGGUGUUCCGAACCACUUGGUGAACAACAGCUCUCGGAAAGCGCAUGGCGUACCCCGCAAGCCUUAUACUCACAUCUGGAAGACUCCCAUAUAAAUGAUUUCACAAACACACAACUUCAGGCCAUUUCACGACAGAGCAAGACAGAGCAGCCGAGAGCUUCAAACGAUUGUCUUUUAUGCUGUUUCGCUGUAGAAGAGCAAGCACACAAUGACGAGGCGAUAUUCCCCAAACGA
Molecule: messenger RNA, 1134 nt
Organism: Trichoderma virens Gv29-8
Lineage: Eukaryota; Fungi; Ascomycota; Sordariomycetes; Hypocreales; Hypocreaceae
Exons: 2
Source: RefSeq, a predicted model, not a curated record